AUGGUCGCUGCUGGCCAGGUUGCAAGGUGGUACCCGGACGAGGAUGAGUUUGCCCUCAUCGACUUCGGGCGGGAUCGGAUCGGUGAGACAUGGUAUCUCAACUUCCAGAGCAACCAGGCAAAGCCCCUACCGAAGCUGAAGGGCCAUGUUCUGGAGGCAGCGGCAUGGGACCCAGAAGCAACGACUACCAGUACCCGAGAUAUCCUCCUGGGCACACGAGCGGCUCAAAUCUUACAUGUCGUCAUCGAGGGAAAGGAGCGGACUGUGAAGUCAGUGUUCGAGUUUGAUCGGCCUGCCCCAGUGGUGGGUGUGCAUUGUGAACGGAUCUUCUCUUCCGCAGAUGGACUUGAGCGGCUUGUGUUUUUUGCAGUCUGCGGUUGCCGCCUCUACGCCUUCAUUGGGACAUCCUUGGAGAGUUUGUUUCAACGCCAAGGCGAAGCUUGCAGAGCAGUCUUCGAGGUGGAUGAUGCCUGCGUAGGGCCUCCCGGCACGAAAGUGCUCUUCUGGAUGACGGGGGUGGGAGUUCUUGCUGCCAAGAUCCAGCCCACCAUCGACGAGGACGCAGCUCUGGGCUCUGUUCUGGAGGCUCCACCUGGGCUGAUUGCCUUUCCUGCAACCACGAAGGCUCUGCCUCGUUCCGAUGCGGGGAGCUUGGUAACCUCUUUGCUUCCUGCUCCUGCACCGCCGCCGCGCUCGAUGGCCCUGACAAAGUACCACAUCUUGUUCGCCUUUGAGGACCGCUGGGUCGCUGUGAGCCGGAUCACCCACGAAGUGGUACAGCAACAAGAUUGGGCGAUGUCAACAUACGGACCCCUCCGGAGUUUGGCUCGCGACCAGCACGGUGAGCGGCUUUGGAUCUGCUCGGAGCGCCAUGCAUUCGAAGUGCUUACGGAGAAGGAGGAUAGAAACGUGUGGGCUUUGCUCCUGAGAUUCCAGCAGUUCGACGAUGCCUUAGCUGCAUGCAAGAAGCAAUCUCAGAGGAUGCGGGUGCUCGCCGCCCAUGCCGACUGGCUCUUCCGGGAAGGCGAAGGCAUCGAGUCUGCCCGGAAGUUUGCUGAAGCCACCGCUGUUCCUUUUGAGCAUGUGGCCUUAAGAUUCCUUGGUGCAGAUAUGAAGGCAGCACUUGUGGAGUAUCUUCGAUGUCGGCUCACUCGUGCAGACGAUCAGGUUACCCGAGCUUUGCUGUAUGUUUGGGCCGUGGAGAUUUCCCUGGCAAGAUUAAACGCCGCGAGCUUUUCAAGCAACUUUGAAGCUCGUGGCUCUGAAGAGCGCCAAACCCUUCUGAACCUUCUCAAAGAGAGCCGUGACCUAGAUGUGCAUGCCACCAUCUACCACCUACUGCAAAGUCAUGGCUGGCUGGAUGAGUUGGCGCAGUUUGCCGAGAUUCGGCGAGAUUUCACGACGGUCAUCCUGCACCACGUGAGUCGGCGGGAGUAUGGCAACGCCAUCCAAAAGCUCUCAGAUUUCAAAGGCUCCAAUGCACAGGAGCUUGUCUGUCGCUUCGCUCCGGUUCUCUUUGGAGCCGAGCCCAAAGCAUUCGUUUCGCUUCUGCUGCGGCCACAGCUGUCCGGUGUGGAUCCAUUGUUGGUGCUCCCCGGCAUCUACACGCCCAGUACAUCUCCCACACAUAGGUUGGAAGCCAUGCGCUAUCUCGAGCAUGCAGCGCGUCAUGCGCUGGAAUUCUCCGGCCAUGCGGACGUGCGCGCGAGCUCUUUCCGGACAGGCAGCUUGCUGCACAACCUGGUGGAUGAUGACGGCACCGGCGGAGCAAGUCAACGGUUUGGUUGGGCCACAGGCACCGCCAUACUCAACACGCUCGUCUUAUGUUCAGCUCAGUACUUGGAAGAUGGUAACAAUCAUGAAGGUGAGGAAUAUUCCACCGCUGAUGCAGUUCUCAUGGGUGCCGGAAACGACGCAGAGAGGGCCUUGUUGAGGCUCCUAACAGCCGAGGAGUCCAAUCCGUUUAUGGAUCCGCACUUCGCGCUUCGAGUAUGUCGACAAGGAGAUUUGGUGAAGGCCCAGGUCUUCUUGUACGGGCAUAUGGGUAUGCACGAGGAGUCCGUUGACGUGGCGCUGCAGCACGGAGAUGUGGCGUUGGCCAAGCAAAGCGCUUGCAAACCCCCUCUUUCUCAGAAGAGAUUGCGACGAAAGCUCUGGCUGAAAAUUGUGGAGCAUGAAGCUGCAACCUGUGACGUGCAGAAAAUCAUUGGGUUGAUCAGGGAGUCGAAGGAGCUUACCAUCCGAGAUGUGCUGCCAUAUCUCCCAGACUCGAUGACCAUAGAUGCUUUCAAAGCCGAGAUCUGUGAGUGUUUGGACACCUACGAGGGUCAAAUCGUGACCUUGCGGCAGGAGAUGGAUGACCACCGAAGGGCAUUGAAAGCCUUCAAGGAGGACUUGAAGCAGGCGGAGGAGCGUUGUAUUGUGGUGGCGCAGGAUCAAGCCUGUGAGCUCUGCGGCGGGGAUGUCUUGCGCGAGCGAUUCUAUGCUUUCGCCUGCGGCCAUUGCUUUCACGAAGCCUGCCUCCGCGCAUUGAUUCCUGGUUCCUGUUGA
Molecule: messenger RNA, 2550 nt
Organism: Symbiodinium sp. CCMP2592
Lineage: Eukaryota; Dinophyceae; Suessiales; Symbiodiniaceae
Source: the annotation of a GenBank genome assembly